AAUUGUAAAAGCUAUCCCGAUUUUUAUGAAAUAUUUCUGGAAUAUUCCUGGAAGGUUUAUAUACAACAACUGGAUAAACACUACUAAUCAACACUUGGAAGCACUAAACCCUUAAAUCGACAGAGCAUUUUUUAGCAGAUGGAGAAGGCUUUGAGUUGGGAGAUAAACAACUUUUCCGAAAAGAAUAGUGCGAUGAAGUCAGAUCGUUUCUCAAGCGGCGGCUGCGAAUGGUAUCUUUGUGUUUAUCCGGAGGGAAAAAUUGUGGAUGAUCACUUGUCUCUCUCCCUAAGCGUUGUGAAUCCUCGAACACUGCUACCUGGAUGGAGAAGACAAGCUAGUUUUUGUUUUGUUUUGUUGAAUCAAUCUGGCAAAGUUCUACAUACAACAGUUGAAAAAAGCAGAUUGUUCUGUGCUGAGACUCCAAGCUGGGGUAUUAUCAAUGUGUUGACUCUUACCAAGCUUCAACAAGCUGAUGGGUUUAUGGAGAACAACAAACUAACCAUUGAAGUCGACAUUAAAGUAACUAAAGUUGUUUAUGAAGGAAAAUCAACAGAGAAUGAGAUUGUAGUUGUUCACGGUUUCCAUGUUCUUAAUAGUCAGGCUGUUUCAGUAUGCAACAUGUUUGUGAAGCACCCAGACGUUGCGGUAGAUAUUAGAUCAGAAAUCAGAGAGGUGAAGACAGCAUACAUGAAUAUUCUCCUUGGUCUAGUCCAGACACUAGACAAGCCUCCUCAGAGCUUGUCGGAGACUGAGCUAAGCAACGCAGGCAGCGAGUUGAGCGAGCUAACUGAUGCUGGCUUUAAGCUGGAUUGGUUGAAGUCAAAGCUUGAGGAAGUUUCCUUGAAGAGGAAGGAACCAUCUUCUGCACUCAAAAUUGAACCGGAGAAGGAGAAUAACAAAUCUGCUACAGCUGCUGCUCCUCCAAGAGUUUCUCCAUUUGAGUGCAUACGCAUUUUGAUAAAGAAAUUCUUUUUGGCUUGCUUCUAAAAACACUAAAUGUGUUUUUCUAGUGAAAGUUUGGUGAGUGUUUAUUUUUUUGUUUUAGUUUUUUUUUGUCUUCCUUUGUAUCUCAAACAAGUUUGCUUGAUAGUUUUUCUUAAUCAUU
Molecule: messenger RNA, 1105 nt
Organism: Raphanus sativus (radish)
Lineage: Eukaryota; Viridiplantae; Streptophyta; Magnoliopsida; Brassicales; Brassicaceae
Product: MATH domain and coiled-coil domain-containing protein At2g42460-like
Exons: 4
Coding region: 139-987 (282 amino acids)
Molecular function (GO): protein binding
Source: RefSeq, a predicted model, not a curated record